GACAGUUAAAAGCGGCAAUUUUUCAAAAAAAAUCCGCAUCGCGCUUUCGUUAAUUGCUAAACAAAAAGUAAAAUUUCGACAAUUUCGAUCGGAAGCUGGUUUUUUCGAUUCUUGAAAGUCACUCCGAGUUCUAGACCUAACAAGGUGUUCAAAUUACAAAACAAAGUUUGUCGUUCAACGAGGUCUUUUUAGAAAACAGUUAAUUGGUGGCAUUUACAGUUAGCUUCAAUAACAAACCAACAUGGAAACACCGCUCAAAACCAAACUGCUCAGUCGGCUGCAGCAGGGGGGCGACGGGUUCCAGACUCCGGCCGGAACUUCCGGUGAUCGCUCGGCCAAGCACCUGACCAGUGUGACCAAACUUCCGGCAUCGCCGUUUCUGAAAAAGCUGGGCUUUGGUACCGGGGUUGAGGUUCUUCGAAUAAAACGGUCCCCGACAAAGAAUUCCACCAAAUCACCUUGGGCAAUCAAAAUGCUCUCUCGAAGGACCAACCCGGAAAUGAGCAAACUGGUGGGAGAUCGCCUUACGGAGGAAGCUAACAUAUUGAAGAAGCUAGAUCACCCCAACAUUGUCGGCUAUCGUGGUUUCGAUUCGCUGGAAGCUGGCAAAGAGUACAUCGCCAUGGAGUACUGUAACGUUUCGCUGGGGGACAUGCUCGAGGAACGCUACAAUAAUGGCCUGGGUCCACUGGAGGCUCCCAAAAUCCAACGCAUGAUAGGAGACGUCCUGGCUGCUCUCGAUUACUUACACACGAAAGCGAUGCUCCUUCAUGGGGAUCUCAAAUCUUUCAAUGUUUUGGUCAAGAACGACUUCGAGGCCUGCAAGCUGUGCGACUUUGGCGUCAGCCUACCGCUAAAUAAGGAAGGCUUUCUGGACACGGAAAAGAAACCGGAUGCCCAGUACGUGGGCACCGCCAUCUGGUCCGCACCCGAAGUCCUGGAAGAAGAUCCUACGCUUAUCUCAUCGAAAGCGGACAUUUUCAGUUUCGGUCUGAUAGUUUACGAAACAAUUUCGCUUUUGCCCCCUCACACGUUCACCGGUAUGAAGGACGAAUCGAUUGCCAGCUCAGCCGACUACGCGAUGAUGAAAUCCAUCAUUCGGUCCGGCAAUCCACAACCCCAAACCCAGCCACAAUUAGCCCUGAACAGGAAGCUCAACCUAAGCGAGGUGAUCGUAGUCGAUGAAGAUACCGGAAGUGAGAAAAACUCUGGUGAAAACAAACGUAAACUAGAAGAAACCGAACCAAGUAAGGUAGAGGAACCGGAACCGAAAAAAAGUGCCCCCGAAACCGGAGAAGUGGAACCGGACUCGACAACGGCCGACAACAAUUCCAUCAUCGAGAUUACCGACGACAGUAUUCUUAAGGCGGAAAGUAGCGCCAUCACGAUCAACGACACGGAAGGCGAAGAGGAGCUGGACGAGGAAGAAGAGGACGAGGACGAAGACGGGGAAGAUGAUGAAUUCCUGGAAGACAAGGACGAAGGAGAUUUCCUCGAUUACGGACGAGUGGGAACACGGCCAGCCAUUCCCGAUGGAAUAACGCUGUCAGAAGACUACAAUUUUAUCAUGGAAAUUUUCUACGUCUGUACCCAGGAAGAUUACGAGGCACGGCCGUCGGCGCGGUCCCUCAUCGAUGCUUGGAACAAACAAACCGGAAAUGGGGAAACUUUGCAUGAGAAAGAAGAAGCGUCAAAGGCGGCGAUUGAACCGAGUGUGGAAGCUUCGGCCGAUUGAGAAAAAAAAACAAACAAAACGAUAUCCCGAUUAAGAAUCUACUCUUACUAGUUUUUGUAAGCUACAAAGCUAAUCCCCCAUUUUUCACUACUGUGAACGCCUUUGUUGAAUGGAAGAACAAAUAUAUUUAAAGGCCGUUGAGACAUUCAAA
Molecule: messenger RNA, 1886 nt
Organism: Uranotaenia lowii
Lineage: Eukaryota; Metazoa; Arthropoda; Insecta; Diptera; Culicidae
Product: lymphokine-activated killer T-cell-originated protein kinase homolog
Exons: 3
Coding region: 242-1735 (497 amino acids)
Biological process (GO): protein phosphorylation
Cellular component (GO): cytoplasm
Molecular function (GO): protein serine/threonine kinase activity; ATP binding
Source: RefSeq, a predicted model, not a curated record